Messenger RNA from Striga asiatica, 1051 nucleotides. The record is from the annotation of a GenBank genome assembly. NCBI's taxonomy places the organism in Eukaryota, Viridiplantae, Streptophyta, Magnoliopsida, Lamiales, Orobanchaceae.
AACAAACCUAACCUUAACUCUAUUUCUCAAGUUUCAACACCUUUUAUUUAAUUUGUUAUAUAUCCACACACACUUCUUGUGAAAUUAUAAUACCUUUCAAUAAACACACCAUCACAUGAUAAUGGAGGAGUUAAUUGAGUUGGUAGGAGGAGCUCAUGAAGAUGAGUUCUUGAAAGAACUUCUCGACGGCAUUUCUCCAUUUUUUCCAGAGUCUAAUCGGGCAAUGCAAACAUAUCGAGGCCCGCCAAACGAUUUUGGGCUUGUUUCGGGAGCUUAUUCGGGCCCAACUGUCGAAGAAAUGGAAAGUGCUCUAUCAUCUUAUACCAACUUUGAAGCUAAAUCAGAAGCUGAAAGAAUUUCAAUGCUUGAAAGAGGUUACAAUUUGAGCAAAGCUAGCAAUGAUUACAAUAAGUAUACUUUGAGAAUAAAGAGUUGUGGUAGUGUCAUGGCCGAUGAUGGCUAUAAGUGGAGGAAAUAUGGCCAGAAAUCCAUCAAGAAUAGUCCAAAUCCAAGGAGCUAUUACAGGUGCACAAAUCCACAAUGCAAUGCAAAAAAACAGGUUGAAAGGUCCAUUGAAGAUCCAGAAACUCUCAUCAUCACCUAUGAAGGCCUCCAUCUUCACUUCACUUACCCAUUUUUUGUACAUAAUAAUAAUAAUAAUAAUAAUAAUAAUAAUAAUAAUAAGAAUAAUAAUAAUACUCAGCACCAGGCAGAUCCACCCAUAAAGAAACAAAAAGGGGCAGUACAAGAAGUCCAAUACAAAGCCCAAGACUUUUCAGCCCAAACAGACAAUAUGUCUGAAGUGGGCUUUGCUAAUAUUGAUUCUGGGCGGCAUGUGUAUCAGGCCCAGGUGGUUGAAUCAGAGUUUAUGGGCCACCAAGGCCUGCUUGAAGAUAUGGUGCCAUUGGUGAUUAGAAGGCCGUUAAUAGAUUCAUCAUGUGCACCUUCUAAUUCAUCUUCAUUAGCUUCUCACGAGUCAAAUCUUUCUUCACCGGCUUCACCACAUUCAUUAGCUUGGUCUCCAACCUAUUCACAAUUAGGUUUGAUUUGA